AUGCACUACCAUUGCAAGAAAUCACCUUGUGAAAGAUGGGUCUCUGGUACUUCAGACAUUUGGCUAGUGUGGAUACCCAUGCUGCAGAAGGUUGCCUGUCUCUGUGGACUGCACAGCGGGAGUGACGUCGGCGACAACGAGGUUGAGGAGGACGGCAAUGAGGACGAUGACGAAGAGAGAGGCGAUGUUGUAGGUGAGGCGGAAGGCCCAGAUGAAGGCGACCAUAAGGUGGCGCUAUACCUUGUGGACGACGGAGAGGACCUUGGCGAAGGAGAGCUCCUUGGCAGUGUAGAUGAAGGUGACAGAGUAGACGACAACGGAGGUGGAGAGGACGAAGAGGACGAGAAGGGCACGGAGGUAGGUGACCUUAAAGAGGAGAAAGGCGAACCAUUCAGACGAGAGGCAGAAGAGGAUGGCGGAUUAGGAGGGGGAGCCUAG
Molecule: messenger RNA, 438 nt
Organism: Phoenix dactylifera (date palm)
Lineage: Eukaryota; Viridiplantae; Streptophyta; Magnoliopsida; Arecales; Arecaceae
Source: RefSeq, a predicted model, not a curated record